Molecule: messenger RNA, 987 nt
Organism: Prunus armeniaca (apricot)
Lineage: Eukaryota; Viridiplantae; Streptophyta; Magnoliopsida; Rosales; Rosaceae
Source: the annotation of a GenBank genome assembly
AUGGAGAAAAGACCAACAGCCUUCUUUUACACACAUGGUGUCUUCUUUGUGUGGUUAUGUUUAGCUGCUUCUGCUUCUUGUGAUGAGCUCACAUUGAGUUUCUACUCAGCUUCAUGCCCUUCUGCUGAGCUCAUGGUCAGAAACACAGUCAGAUCAGCUUCUGACAUGGACCCUACCGUCCCUGGGAAGCUCCUUCGCUUGCUCUUCCAUGAUUGCUUUGUGGAGGGUUGUGAUGCAUCUGUGCUUUUACAAGGAACUGGGACUGAGAGAAGUGAUCCAGCAAACACAUCUCUGGGAGGCUUUUCAGUGAUUGAUUCAGCAAAAAGACUGCUUGAAAUUUUCUGUCCAGGAACUGUUUCUUGUGCUGACAUUGUUGCUUUGGCUGCUAGAGAUGCUGUUGAAGUUGCUGGGGGACCUGUAGUUCAGAUUCCAACUGGUAGGAGAGAUGGAAAGGUUUCUGCAGCUUCAAAUGUCAGGCCUAAUAUUGUAGACACAAGUUUUACAAUGGAUGAGAUGAUUAAGCUCUUCUCAUCUAAGGGGUUGUCUUUGGAUGACCUUGUCACCCUAUCAGGAGCUCACACUAUUGGAUCAGCUCAUUGUGGUGCAUUCAGUGACAGGUUCCAACAAGACUCCAAAGGGAAACUCAAACUCAUUGACACAUCCUUAGACAAUGCUUAUGCAGGGGAGCUCAUGAGACAGUGCCCUGCGGGAGCAAAUCCAUCUACGACAGUCAAAAUUGAUCCUAACACUUCGUUUGCAUUCGAUAAUCAAUACUUCCAAAAUCUCAUAGCCCACAGAGGGCUAUUUCAAUCGGAUUCCGUCCUGUUAAGCGAUGACAGAACAAGGAAGCUAGUGGAGAGUUUAGCACAGGACCAAGUUAUUUUCUUUGAGAGUUGGGCUCAGUCAUUCUUGAAGCUUGCUAGCAUUGGCGUCAAGACUGGUGAAGAAGGCGAAAUUCGAGCCUCUUGUCCAACAACUAAUGCAUAA